Messenger RNA from Lolium rigidum, 1207 nucleotides. Its product is annotated as transducin beta-like protein 2. The record is from RefSeq and is a predicted model, not a curated record. Gene Ontology annotation, molecular function: protein binding. NCBI's taxonomy places the organism in Eukaryota, Viridiplantae, Streptophyta, Magnoliopsida, Poales, Poaceae.
GUCAACACCCUGAGGGGGCACACCGACUGCGUCACCGCCCUAAGCUUCUCCGGCGACGCUGGCAGUCUAGCCACCGUAUGCGCCGAUGGAGCUGUGAGAGUAUUUAGGAUCGAUGAUGCCUCAAGCAAGAGUUUUAAGAUUCUGAAGAUAGACUUGCCUGCUGGGGCACAUCCUACUGCCAUCGCCUUCUCGGAAGGGACAUCAUCCGUCAUUGUGGCAGCACAAGCGCUCUUAGGCUCGUCCCUCUAUAUGUAUGCGGAUGUCAGUGCUCCUCCAACUGGGGGAAACAAACAGCAGGGCAAGCUUUCCCCACCCGAGAUCAAGUGGGACCACAAAAAGAUUCAUGGCAAAGAAUCUGUGCUGAACCUCGCAGCAGCUCGUGCGACCCAUGGUACUGGUGAUGGGAGCACGAUUGUCAUUUCUUGCUCUGAAGCAACUGAUAUCAAAAUUUGGCAUGGAAAGAGUGGAAAGGAGUUGGGAACAGUUGACACUAAUCAGUUAAAAAACAAUAUGGCCGACAUAUCCCCAAAUGGCCGCUUCAUAGCUGCUGCAGCUUUCACUGCUGAUGUCAAGGUGUGGGAGAUUGUUUACUCAAAGGAUAGUUCAGUGAAGGAGGUCAACAGAGUGAUGCAACUCAAGGGUCACAAGAGUGCUGUUACUAGUUUGUGCUUCACUCCGGAUUCUGAGAAGAUCAUUACGGCAUCAAAAGAUGGUACUAUUCGAGUAUGGAAUAUCAAUGUAAGGUACCACCUUGACGAGGAUCCAAAAACCUUGAGAGUUUUGGCAAUCCCGCUGCAUGACUCAGAAGGUUCUCCUUGCUUAUACAAUCACAUGGGCAUCUCCCCAGAUGCCAAAGUUCUGGCUGUAACAAGUGGAUCGACGUUGCAAUGGUUAUGUGCAGAAACUGGUGCAGUUUUGGAUACAGCUGAGAAGGCUCACGAAGGUGAUAUAGCUGGCAUUGCUUGGGCUCCACGGACUAUUCCAAAUGGUGGCGCUCCUGCCUUUCUCUUGGCGACCUGCGGGGAAGACAAAAAGGUGAAACUGUGGUUAGCUCCAGAGGUUAGUUCAACAUGAGAGUCCCGAUCGUAUCCUGGUCAUCCUCUACAAGGCAGCUUCCCCAAAGGGACAAAGAAACAGAGAGAUCCGAACUUUUAUUAGACAAGCAAAUCACAGUUCAAUUUCUUUGAGUUUGAGGGUACUGUUUAGU